Messenger RNA from Lichtheimia ornata, 1269 nucleotides. RefSeq lists its product as uncharacterized. Bases 1 to 1269 code for a protein of 422 amino acids. The record is from RefSeq and is a predicted model, not a curated record. The transcript has 2 exons. Gene Ontology annotation, molecular function: transferase activity. NCBI's taxonomy places the organism in Eukaryota, Fungi, Mucoromycota, Mucoromycetes, Mucorales, Lichtheimiaceae.
AUGUUUCUUCAACGCAUCGUUCGACGAUCGUCUCGGUCACGGCUUCUCAUCUACAUUGCGAUCGUGGGCGUUCUAAUCUUCUGCAGCAGCUUGAACAAGCCUUCUUCACCACCCAUCACCCAGAUCGAUGACAUUCCAGAGCCCAUUCACGACGACAACGACGACCGCUACGAGUCAACAUUAGACACUGUUGCUUUGCCUUGGUACACGCAUCCCCAUCCUGCAUUACCUGUGAGCAACAACUUUAGCACAGGUCACCUGUCAUUGGACCAAUGGCAGGCACUAUGGGAGCAUUCGGUGGAGCGAGCACAACAGGUUGCCGAGCUGGUCUUGGGGCCUAUACAAGGGAUUCCAGGGUCUGUGCACAGGACAUAUGAGGCUGCUGAUCGAGUACGAGCACAAAUUGAUUGUUGGACGAGCCAAGGACAAUGGAAGCAACAAGAUGGUUAUCACCUUGCCAAGCAUUUUCAGGAUCCUCUUUAUGGUAAAUGUAAGCGACAGCACGAUCCCUAUGUAUGGUCAACGCCUACUACGACAUGUCACCUUGAUGAUACGGUGGAUCCCGUGACAUGGUGCAGUUUGCUGGAUGGAAGGAACAUGUUGAUUGUGGGUGAUCUUGUACAAUAUCAAUUACACGAGGUGCUUUUGGAUGCGAUGCGGGAUGGUCCUACUGUAUGCUUUGGUGAGCUAAACUGCAAAGACCACACACUAUGCCAGCAGCCUGAAGCACGCAUGCGUUAUAUCCGAAAUGACAUUUUAUCUCCUGUAUCACGCAUCAAUCGAGCAAAGGGACAUCCAUCGGUGGAUACAAUCGAAUGGCCAUUUAUUACCAGCCCCAUGAUGAGAGCCUACUCAGUGUUGAUCUUGAAUCGUGCUCCUGUGGUCGAGGAUGAUGAAACGUUUAUUCAACAACUUGUCGAGACAAUGCGUGUGAUUCGUUCAAGAGCACCUGAUACGCUUAUCCUGUAUCGAUCCACAUCCAUUGGUCAUCCCUUUUGCAACGAUGCUCAAGCACCUCUUGAAUCACAUCUGAAGGACGAAGAGCUACGGCACUUACCUUAUGGAUGGAGUGAGUUGAAGAGAAGAAAUGCCAUGGCACGCAAGAUUGUGGAGGCUGCAGGAGGUGUAUUUGUGGAUUUGGCUGCCCUGACAGAUCUACGACCUGAUGGCCAUAUGGGUGGUCAAGAUUGCUUACGUUAUUGUAUCCCUGGUCCCCUUGAUGCUUGGGUGCAAGUAUUAUACCAUGUUUUCCUUUCACUAGCACAAUGA